UCAUUAUGUGAAUGGUGGUCUGCCAUCGCAAAUACAAUUUUCUUAUCUUAUUGUGAACCAUACAACUUCCAACAAUUCAGACAUCUUUUCAUUCUUUCUCAUUGCAAUGGCCUUUUCUUCUGCAUAAACACUGUUUUUAUAAGCAAGUAAAAAAUGGCAACUACAGCCUGCUCGUAUCAUGGCGUUCAUCUCCCAUCAAUUAAUCUCAAAAACCAGCAUCACAUACACCAUAGCAUUACAUCUACCAUAGUGAUAAGAAAGCAAGGUUCAUUCACUCAAAGAUGUCGAAAGGGGAUCGUAAAAUGUGGUCGGGAUAUAACAGAUUUCAUUGGAGGAGAUCUGGUGAAGUUUGAUAUAGGACAAUGGUUAUCGGAUGUAGAAGAGCACAAGGCUCUGGCCAUCUAUACUCCUCAUGAGGGAGGCUACGAGGGGCGGUAUCUUAACAGGCUGAGGUACCAGGGAUACCAAUUUUUGGACUUGACGGCGCGUGGGCUAGGUGAUCCUGAGACUACACUAACCAAAGUUCAUCCAGUUUGCCCAGCUCACGUCGGGAAGCAACCAAUAGCAAGGUGGUACUUCCCACCUGAAGUUGAUUACAGACUUUCUUUGCUGCCACCAAAUGCCAAAGGUCUUAUUGUUUGGAUUAUCGAAGCCAAGGUACUGUCCAAAGCAGAACUGCAGUUUCUUGCGCUACUCCCAACUCUGCGGCCAAGAGUUAGGGUAAUUGCAGAAUGCGGAAACUGGAGGAAGGUUAUGUGGAGACCACUUCAAGAUAUUGCACAAGGAACCAUAAACGAUGAAGCUUGAUCUCAUCGCUCAGCAACUAAAAGAUUGUACAAGUCUUUAUGUGAAGCUCAUGUUGUAUCAGAAACUUGGUAGCUGGAUAGAAAUGAUUAUUCACUCAACAUUUCAUGUGUAAUUAGAUUUGUAAAUUGUCCGUAAAAAUUAUUUCAACAUCCAAAUAUUAUGAUUAUGAUUAUCAUCAA
Daucus carota subsp. sativus is the source of this 986-nucleotide messenger RNA. Its product is annotated as NAD(P)H-quinone oxidoreductase subunit N, chloroplastic. The transcript is spliced from 4 exons. Gene Ontology annotation, cellular component: membrane. Bases 154 to 807 code for a protein of 217 amino acids. The record is from RefSeq and is a predicted model, not a curated record. Gene Ontology annotation, molecular function: oxidoreductase activity, acting on NAD(P)H, quinone or similar compound as acceptor. Lineage: Eukaryota; Viridiplantae; Streptophyta; Magnoliopsida; Apiales; Apiaceae.